Molecule: messenger RNA, 288 nt
Organism: Arctia plantaginis
Lineage: Eukaryota; Metazoa; Arthropoda; Insecta; Lepidoptera; Erebidae
Source: the annotation of a GenBank genome assembly
AUGGCAGCACUUAAGUUUGGUGACGUUGGGACAAAUGUUGGUAGUUCACUUGAAGGCGAGAGAAACAUAUUUUUAUUUCGUUCACGAAAGGUGGAGAAAGGUCCGCCAUUAGCAACGCCUGAAACUGACGGUAGCUUAGGUGAAUCUACGAUUUCGAAACUGUCUAGAUUAAACGAGGAAAAGAAAUCUAAAGAUGCAACUGAAGGCUCACCUAGCGCUAGUAGGAAUAAGAUAUUGUUUAUGAAAGAUAUUGGUCCUGAUAACUACAUUACUACAACGUUUACAUAA